AUGGCUGGCCACCCUGACCCCCCCCCCUGGAGGGGGAUCAAACGCUUGCUGCUGCUGCUCCUGCAGCAGCAGCAGCAGCAGCAGCAGCAGCAGCAGCAGAACCCACAGCAGCAACAGAAACAGCAGCAGCAGCAGCAGAGCCUGCAACAACAGCAGCAACAACAGAACCUAAGGCACCAGCAGCAGCAGCAGCAGCAGCAGCAGCAGACUCUCCAGCAGCAGCAGCAGCAACAGCAGCACCACACUCUCCACCAGCAGCAGCAGCAGCAGCAGCAGCAGCAGCAGCAGCAGCAGCAGCAGAAGAUGCUGAUGCUGCUGACUGCUCUGCAUCUCGCCGCUUUUGAUGGAAAAAAAGAGAUGGUGUUGCUGCUGCUGCAGCACGGAGCAGCAAUUAAAAAAGCAGCAAGAGACAAUAUGACGGCUUUACAUUUUGCUGCUCAGCGGGGCCACAAAGAAAUCCUUGAACUCCUGCUGAGGAAAGGGUCUAGCAUAGAAUCUAAACUCUCUCGGGGGGGCCGCACCGCGCUGCAUUUAGCCUGCAAAGCAAAACACUAUGCUGCUGCUGUAACCCUCAUAGAACACGGAGCGAAUUUGGAUGCAAAGACAACGCAGGGAGAGACCGUAUUAGAUUGGGUGCCUGCUGAGGCAGCAGCAGCAGCAGCAGCAGCAGCAGCAGGAAAACACAGAAAGCCAGCAGCAGCAGCAGCAGCAGCAGCAGCAGCACCAGCAGCAGGUAAAGCAGCAGAUGCAGAUGCUGCUGCUGCUGCUGAGGAUGAUGAGGCAGCAGGAGGAGCAGCAGCAGCAAAAGUAGCAGCAGCAGCAGCAGCACCAGCAGCAGCAGCAGCACCAGCAGCACCAGCAGCAACGACAAGCAAACAGAGGCGACUAGAAAGACGAAAAAGACAGCGGGAGGCAGCAGCAGCAGCAGCAGCAGAUCCUGCUGCUGCUCCUCCUGCUGCUGCUGCUGCUGCUCCUGCUGCUGCUGCUGCUGAAGAUACAGCAGCAGCAGCAGCAGCAGCAGCAGCAAAGAAACCGAAAGUGCUGCUGACGGUGCAGCAGGAAGAGGAAGAAGAGAGGGAUACAUAA
This is a messenger RNA of Eimeria mitis, 1086 nucleotides long. RefSeq names its product protamine P1, putative. NCBI's taxonomy places the organism in Eukaryota, Apicomplexa, Conoidasida, Eucoccidiorida, Eimeriidae. The transcript has 6 exons. The record is from RefSeq and is a predicted model, not a curated record. Gene Ontology annotation, molecular function: protein binding. Gene Ontology annotation, cellular component: cytoplasm; nucleus. The coding region runs from base 1 to 1086 and encodes 361 amino acids.